AUGCUCGCCAACUCAGCCAGCGUGAGGAUUCUCAUCAAGGGGGGGAAGGUGGUGAACGAUGACUGCACCCAUGAGGCGGACGUCUACAUCGAGAACGGCAUCAUCCAGCAGGUGGGCCGCGAGCUCAUGAUCCCCGGAGGGGCCAAGGUGAUCGACGCCACCGGGAAGCUGGUGAUCCCUGGAGGCAUUGACACCAGCACCCACUUCCACCAGACCUUCAUGAAUGCCACGUGUGUGGACGACUUCUACCAUGGGACCAAGGCGGCGCUCGUUGGAGGCACCACCAUGAUCAUCGGCCAUGUCCUUCCUGACAAGGAGACCUCCCUCGUGGAAGCCUAUGAGAAGUGCAGGGGUCUCGCUGACCCCAAGGUCUGCUGUGACUAUGCCCUCCAUGUGGGUAUCACCUGGUGGGCACCCAAGGUGAAAGCAGAAAUGGAGACACUAGUGAGGGAGAAGGGGGUCAACUCCUUCCAGAUGUUCAUGACCUACAAGGACCUGUACAUGCUUCGAGACAGUGAGCUCUACCAAGUGUUUCAUGCCUGCAGGGACUUUGGGGCGAUCCCCCGAGUUCACGCUGAAAACGGGGAGCUCGUGGCUGAGGGUGCUAAGGAGGCUCUAGAUUUGGGUAUCACAGGCCCAGAAGGAAUCGAGAUCAGUCGUCCAGAGGAGCUGGAAGCUGAAGCCACUCACCGUGUCAUCACCAUUGCAAACAGGACUCACUGUCCCAUCUACCUGGUCAAUGUGUCCAGCAUCUCGGCUGGUGAUGUGAUUGCGGCUGCUAAGAUGCAAGGGAAAGUGGUGCUGGCUGAGACCACCAACGCACAUGCCACACUCACAGGCUUGCACUACUACCACCAGGACUGGUCCCAUGCGGCUGCCUACGUCACAGUGCCUCCUCUGAGACUGGACACCAACACCUCUACCUACCUCAUGAGCCUGCUGGCCAACGACACUCUGAACAUUGUGGCAUCAGAUCACCGGCCAUUCACCACGAAGCAGAAAGCCAUGGGCAAGGAAGACUUCACCAAGAUCCCACAUGGUGUGAGCGGCGUGCAGGAUCGAAUGAGCGUGAUCUGGGAAAGGGGCGUGGUUGGAGGAAAGAUGGAUGAGAACCGCUUCGUAGCUGUCACCAGUUCCAACGCAGCCAAGAUUCUCAACCUGUAUCCUCGCAAGGGCCGCAUCAUCCCUGGAGCCGAUGCCGACGUGGUGGUGUGGGACCCAGAAGCCACAAAGACCAUCUCAGCCAGCACCCAGGUGCAGGGUGGAGACUUCAAUUUGUAUGAGAACAUGCGCUGCCAUGGCGUGCCGCUGGUCACCAUCAGCCGCGGACGCGUCGUGUAUGAGAAUGGCGUCUUCAUGUGCGCAGAGGGUACUGGCAAGUUCUGUCCCCUGCGGUCUUUCCCAGACAUUGUCUAUAAGAAGCUGGUGCAGAGAGAGAAGACCUUAAAAGUGAGGGCAGUGGACCGCACUCCCUACCUAGGGGACGUCGCUGUUGUUGUCCACCCUGGGAAAAAAGAGAUGGGAACGCCACUGGCGGACACUCCCACACGGCCAGUCACCAGGCAUGGGGGCAUGCGGGACCUUCAUGAAUCCAGCUUCAGCCUUUCCGGUUCUCAGAUCGAUGAUCACGUUCCAAAGCGGGCCUCAGCUCGGAUCCUUGCGCCCCCUGGAGGCAGGUCGAGCGGUAUUUGGUAA
Molecule: messenger RNA, 1695 nt
Organism: Alexandromys fortis (reed vole)
Lineage: Eukaryota; Metazoa; Chordata; Mammalia; Rodentia; Cricetidae
Gene: Dpysl5
Product: dihydropyrimidinase like 5
Exons: 12
Coding region: 1-1695 (564 amino acids)
Cellular component (GO): cytoplasm
Molecular function (GO): hydrolase activity, acting on carbon-nitrogen (but not peptide) bonds
Source: RefSeq, a predicted model, not a curated record